UUCCCGUGUUUGGACAGGCUCAGGGGCUGCCCCCGGGGAGCGCGGGGCUGGGCGCGGGGGCGAUCGGGCAACGGACAAACGGACACGGGGACAAACGGCCCCGGAGCUUCAGUUGCUUCAGUUGCAGCAGCAGCAGCGGCAGCAGUGAAAGCAGCGAAAGAAGCAGCUUUGUCGAGUCCCUCUUGCAUCUCCUCUCCUUCUCUUGCUGUCCCGCAGCCUCUCCCGCUCUCCCUUUCCCGCUGUCCCCUCCUCUCCCGGUCUCUCUCUCCCUAUGCCCGGCCGGGCCAUGCCCCCUUCCCGCCCCCGGCCCCGGGCGGGGCUGUCCCGUCCCCGGCCCCGGCCGUCCCGCCGCGGUCUCGCCUCCGCCCGGCUCUGGCCGUGCUGGCGCUGCUGGGCGGGCAUCAGUGCCUGGGGCUGGGGCGGCAUUGCCUCCCUUUGGCUCCGCCUGGCCCGAGCCAGGCCCCGGCCCCGGCCCCGGCCCCGGCUCCUCCCGGGCCCCGCGGAGGACACAGGCGGCGCGGCCGCUGCCGCCGCCUCCGCUGCGGCUUCCCCGGCCCGAGCUCCGCCGCUCGGCAGCGCGGCCGCCGGCCCCGAGCCGCCACUGUCCCGUUGCCAGGAGCGAACACCAGGGGAUGGCCGGCCCGCGGCGCUUGAGGGGCGCUCGGGGGCCGCUCCUGGCCCCGGGCCGAGCGCUGACAGCCGCGUCCCGCCCGCAGGGAAGGCGCAGGAGGCCCUGCAGGAGCGGGAGCGGCUGGGUUCGCUGCCGGGCCGUGGCGGCUUCGGCUGCGUCUUCGCGGCCACGCGGCUCUCGGACGGCGCCCCGGUGGCCAUCAAAAGGGUGCCGCGGGAUCGCAUCCGGCACUGGGGCGAGCUGCCCGACGGCACCAGCGCACCCAUGGAGAUCGUGCUGCUGGACAAAGUGUCCUCUGGCUGCGCUGCUGUCAUUCAGCUCCUGGAGUGGCUUGACCUCCCCGACAGCGUCUUGCUGGUGCUGGAGCGCCCGGAGCAGUGCCAGGACCUGUCGGGUUUCCUGGCGGAGCGGAGGUUCCUGCCGGAGGAGGAGGUGCGGGGGCUGUUCCGCCAGGUGCUGGAGGCCGUGUGGCACUGCGCCAGCUGCGGGGUCCUGCACAGGGACAUCAAGCCCCAGAACAUCCUGCUCGACCUGGCCACCGGGCAGCUGAAACUGAUUGACUUUGGCUGUGGCAUCUUCUUCCAAGACACAGCCUACACUCAGUUUGCAGGAACCCUGUCCUACAGCCCACCAGAGUGGAUCCACCACCAACGCUACCACGGCGAGGCAGCGACGAUCUGGUCCCUGGGCCUCCUGCUGUACCACCUGGUCAUGGGGAAGCACUCAUUCAGGAGGGGUCAGGAGAUCAUCUGGGGGCGGAUCUUGUUCCCACGACGGCUCUCUCAAGAGUGCCAGGAUGUCAUUAAGAGGUGUUUGUCCAUGCAGCCCUUGGACAGGCCAUCCUUAGAAGAGCUUUUCUGCGAUCGUUGGGUGCGGGGUGUUCCUCUGCCCUAGAGGAUGGGAGAGUUCCACGUGCAGUUGGAUCCAGGGGCCUGGCAGAAAGAGAAGGAGCCCCUGGAGAAGCUGUACUAGGUGGGGCUGCUGCUGCUGGAGACAGCAAGGACUCCAUCGAGGAUGACAACUUCUUCCUCGGCCUGGCCAACUGAAGAUGAUGGACUUGGAUUCUGCCACCUUCUCCAAAGCCAGGCUCCACAGGGAAUUUGCAGAUGAGUCCACACGCAAGGGGAUGCUCCCAGAUUUGGGCAUUGCACAGCAUGGCAGGGAACCAAAGGUUCCCCCUUUGCUGGGGCGGAUGCAGCUGAUCCUUCAGUCGGCUGCCCAGCUGCUUUUGGCAGGGCUCGGGGCAUGGGCUGGGGUGGGUACGAAAUGGGAGUGGGCUCCUGGCCCUGCCAACAGCCCCCAGCACCCACCGUGCCCCGGGCUGGGGCUGGGGCUGGGGCAGCCAGCCCGACACAAACCAACCCCCAUGGUGGGAGCAGAGGUGGGACUCCAGAGCCUGUGCAGGGGCUGCUUUACUUUGCAGGCAAGGAAGGGCUUGGGCUGCUCCCUUGCCCUUGUUUGCUUUGGGAUCACCGUUAUUUUGGGGGGCAGUGCAGGGGGAAGGGAGAAAGCCUGGGCUUCCCUCACCUGUGGGUGGGCUUUUCCCUGGCAUGCAGGGGUUGGGCCUUCCUCAAGUCCCUGUCAGAGAUAUGAUCUUUCUUGUUUUCUUGUUUCCCCUUUUUGUAUGUAAUCUAUUGCCAAUCAUUUAUUGUGUGUUUUUCUAGAGGAAGCGUUCUAGGUGGGGUCCAGUCUGGAUGGGGAAGUGCUUGGGAGCAGCUGUGGCGUGGAUGGGCCGUGCCCUUGGAGAAGGCUGAGGACAUCAUUUGGGACCAGCUUUUCUUCCAGCAGUGGAUGGCGUCAGCCAGGCUCUGUGGAUGCUGAGGCUGCUCUGGGCUCUGCCAGGGCUCUGCUGGAGCUCAGCACCGGGCCCCAAUCAGCCAAAGAAUAAAUGGUGUGACCUGCAGCACAGACUUGCUUGAGCAUUUCAGCAACACAGCUCAAGUUUGCAGAGUGUACACCUCCAAGGGAAAACAUGCCACUGAUUUCUUCAAGAAAUAUGGAUAUUGAUCUAGCACCAAUAUCCAAAUGUGAUGGACAAAAACUCUCUAACAUUUUAAAGUUAGAAAGUGUAUGUUUAUUGCGACGCCAGGCAGCGUGCGGGAUAGCUCCCAAAUACACACCACACCUUUCAAAUGAUUACAGAGUCCUUUUAUCCACUCAAGAAUUGAAUACCCAAAAUACAAAUACAUAUUCAUCAUUUUGGUACAUCCCAUUCCUUGCUUCGGAUGCUAAUCAUUCCAAAAGCUAUUAAGCAUGCGUAGUUUGUUCCUUGAAAUGGGUCGGUGGUCCCUUUCAUGGGGAGGGGUCCCAAAAUGAGGAAGUAAAUGAAGUCUUCCUCAUUCUGACCUUUCUACCUUUUCAAUGCGAAUAUGACAAAUGAACCUUGGUAGAACUCCCAUUCCUUGUCUUCAAUUGGUUUCAGAACAGAGGAGGCCCACAAUUGUCUUAUGUUCCUAAAAGUUAUUUGUCAGUUUCUAUAUUCUUCAUUAUAAACCCAGCUAACUAAACAUUGUGUUGAGAAGCAAUCAAUUAUUAGUUAAUUACUAACCCUUAACUUCCUCAAGCCCCACCUUGGA
This is a messenger RNA of Vidua macroura (Pin-tailed whydah), 3207 nucleotides long. Its product is annotated as serine/threonine-protein kinase pim-1-like. Bases 272 to 1525 code for a protein of 417 amino acids. The transcript is spliced from 7 exons. The record is from RefSeq and is a predicted model, not a curated record. Gene Ontology annotation, molecular function: protein serine/threonine kinase activity; ATP binding. Gene Ontology annotation, biological process: protein autophosphorylation. NCBI's taxonomy places the organism in Eukaryota, Metazoa, Chordata, Aves, Passeriformes, Viduidae. Gene Ontology annotation, cellular component: cytoplasm.